UUUCAACCUUUUUUCCCACUCUCUCUGGCUUUGUUUCUCUUCCUCAUCUUCUCCCAAGCUAGGGUUACUCUUCUUCUUCCUUCUCUCUCUGGGCUUUUACAUUCCUCUUUCUUGGGUUUUUAGGGUUCCUGAAACUCUUGCAGUCAUUUGAUUUUUUGGUUGGUAUCUUUUUCCUUUGGAUAUGGAUCUGUGAUUUUUCAUUAAAAGCAAAGUUCUCAAAUGGAUACUCGUAAAAGAGGAAGACGUGAAGCUGGGUUUAAUGCUAAUGGCGGCAUCAAGAAAUCUAAGCCAGAAAUGGAAUCUUUAUCAACUGGUGUAGGAAGCAAAUCGAAGCCUUGCACCAAAUUUUUCAGUACUGCUGGUUGUCAAUUUGGUGAGAGCUGCCAUUUCCUGCACUAUGUUCCUGGAGGUUACAAUGCGGUGGCCCAGAUGAUGAACCUUGCACCAGCUGUUCCACCGGCUUCUAGAAAUGUGACAGCAACAGCUGCAGUCCCGCAUGGAUCUGGCUCCCAAGUCAAAACUCGCUUAUGCAACAAAUUUAGUGGCCCUGAAGGUUGUAAGUAUGGUGACAAAUGUCAUUUUGCACAUGGAGAGUGGGAACUUGGCAAGCCUAUUGCUCCAUCUCAAGAUGAUCCCCGUUCCAUGGCACCUCUUCCUGGUCGUAUGGGCAGUCGGAUGGAACCACCGCCCCCAUCAGGUCCUGCUGCUACAUUUGGUGCUUCAGCAACUGCAAAAAUUAGUGUGGAUGCUUCCCUUGCAGGAGCCAUCAUAGGGAAAGGUGGUGUGCACUCGAAACAGAUAUGUCGUCAAACAGGAGCAAAGCUAUCUAUUCGGGAGCAUGAGUCAGAUCCAUCACUUAGGAACAUCGAGCUUGAAGGAUCAUUUGAGCAAAUUAAAGAAGCGAGUGCAAUGGUUAGAGAACUAAUCAGCAGCCUAGGUCCGGUUCCAGGUCCUGCCAAAACACCUGGUGCGCAUGGUGGUCAAGGGCAUCCAGGAAGCAACUACAAAACGAAGUUGUGCGACAAUUUUGCAAAGGGAAGUUGCACGUUUGGAGAAAGAUGUCACUUUGCACAUGGUGCAGCGGAGUUGCGGAAGUCAGUAGUGUGAGGGCUUGCAUUGGUUACUAGUGCAUUCCAAGUAGUUAAUAGCAGGAGAUUCAUGUAAUGAAGUGUUGUAUCAGAUAGAGCCCUUGUUUAACAUGCUAGCCGUUGAAUUGCUGUGUUUUUACUGUUUGAGUUUUUUACUUAAUUAGUCUCUUACUUCAUGACUCUCAGGUUUGGUAUCCGCAAUUUUUCAGUAUCUAAUGUUGUUUUGUAAGCGUUUUGAUUGGUAGGCCAAAUAAUCCAAGUUUAUGCGUUGAAGUCCUUUUUUUUA
Molecule: messenger RNA, 1374 nt
Organism: Gossypium raimondii (Peruvian cotton)
Lineage: Eukaryota; Viridiplantae; Streptophyta; Magnoliopsida; Malvales; Malvaceae
Product: zinc finger CCCH domain-containing protein 14
Exons: 3
Coding region: 220-1107 (295 amino acids)
Molecular function (GO): metal ion binding; mRNA binding
Source: RefSeq, a predicted model, not a curated record